AUGCACAUCCAGCUUGAGGUCGUUCUACAGCAGACGGAGAUGGUUCUGGUUAGUAACCACAAGAAGGUGCAGCAGGCCCAUACAAGUGGGGAACACGUAGUGCACUCGAAGAGAGCGCUCAAGUACCUCGGGGUGAUGGUGGAUGACCGGCUGAACUUCAACAGCCACGUCGAUUACGCCUGCGAGAGGGCGGCUAAGGCGAUCAUGGCACUGUCGAGGAUUAUGCCGAACAACGCUGGACCCAGGAGCAGUAGGCGCCGCCUCUUGGCAAGUGUCGCGACGUCCAUACUUAGGUACGGCGGACCGGUAUGGUGGACGGCGCUGGGGACGAAGCGAAAUCGAGCGCUGCUCGACAGAACGCAGAGACUGAUGGCCAUGCGGGUUGCAAGCGCGUACAGGACCAUUUCGUCGGAAGCGGUUGGCGUUAUAGCCGGAAUGAUCCCCAUCGGCAUCACACUGGAGGAGGACACCGUGCGCUACACCCGGAGAGGCACGAGAGGUAUCCGGGAAGCUGCGAAAGCCGAAUCGCUGGCAAGGUGGCAACGUGAGUGGGACACCACGGAGAAAGGCAGAUGGACGCAUCGGCUUAUCCCGUCCGUAUCCACGUGGGUGAGCAGAAGGCAUGGAGAGGUCACCUUCCACCUCACACAGUUCCUGUCGGGCCAUGGCUGCUUCAGGAAGUACCUGCACAGGUUCGGACAUGCAGAGUCUCCGCUCUGUCCGGACUGCGUCGAUUGCGAGGAAACACCGGAGCACGUGGAAAAGGAAAAGGAAAAGGAAAAGGAAAAGGAAAAGGAAAAGGAAAAGGAAAAGGAAAAGGAAAAGGAAAAGGAAAAGGAAAAGGAAAAGGAAAAGGAAAAGGAAAAGGAAAAGGAAAAGGAAAAGGAAAAGGAAAAGGAAGGAAAAGGAAAAGGAAAAGGAAAAGGAAAAGGAAAAGGAAAAGGAAAAGGAAAAGAAAAGGAAAAGGAAAAGGAAAAGGAAAAGGAAAAGGAAAAGGAAAAGGAAAAGGAAAAGGAAAAGGAAAAGGAAAAGGAAAAGGAAAAGGAAAAGGAAAAGGAAAAGGAAAAGGAAAAGGAAAAGGAAAAGGAAAAGGAAAAGGAAAAGGAAAAGGAAAAGGAAAAGGAAAAGGAAAAGGAAAAGGAAAAGGAAAAGGAAAAGGAAAAGGAAAAGGAAAAGGAAAAGGAAAAGGAAAAGGAAAAGGAAAAGGAAAAGGAAAAGGAAAAGGAAAAGGAAAAGGAAAAGGAAAAGGAAAAGGAAAAGGAAAAGGAAAAGGAAAAGGAAAAGGAAAAGGAAAAGGAAAAGGAAAAGGAAAAGGAAAAGGAAAAGGAAAAGGAAAAGGAAAAGGAAAAGGAAAAGGAAAAGGAAAAGGAAAAGGAAAAGGAAAAGGAAAAGGAAAAGGAAAAGGAGGAAAAGGAAAAGGAAAAGGAAAAGGAAAAGGAAAAGGAAAAGGAAAAGGAAAAGGAAAAGGAAAAGGAAAAGGAAAAGGAAAAGGAAAAGGAAAAGGAAAAGGAAAAGGAAAAGGAAAAGGAAAAGGAAAAGGAAAAGGAAAAGGAAAAGGAAAAGGAAAAGGAAAAGGAAAAGGAAAAGGAAAAGGAAAAGGAAAAGGAAAAAAGGAAAGAAAAGGAAAAGGAAAAGGAAAAGGAAAAGGAAAAGGAAAAGGAAAAGGAAAAGGAAAAGGAAAAGGAAAAGGAAAAGGAAAAGGAAAAGGAAAAGGAAAAGGAAAAGGAAAAGGAAAAGGAAAAGGAAAAGGAAAAGGAAAAGGAAAAGGAAAAGGAAAAGGAAAAGGAAAAGGAAAAGGAAAAGGAAAAGGAAAAGGAAAAGGAAAAGGAAAAGGAAAAGGAAAAGGAAAAGGAAAAGGAAAAGGAAAAGGAAAAGGAAAAGGAAAAGGAAAAGGAAAAGGAAAAGGAAAAGGAAAAGGGGGAAAAGGAAAAGGAAAAGGAAAAGGAAAAGGAAAAGGAAAAGGAAAAGGAAAAGGAAAAGGAAAAGGAAAGGGAAAAGGAAAAGGAAAAGGAAAAGGAAGAGAAAAAGAAAGAAAAGAAUUAA
Messenger RNA from Culex quinquefasciatus (southern house mosquito), 2043 nucleotides. Its product is annotated as DNA ligase 1-like. Lineage: Eukaryota; Metazoa; Arthropoda; Insecta; Diptera; Culicidae. Gene Ontology annotation, cellular component: endoplasmic reticulum; Golgi stack; ER to Golgi transport vesicle membrane. The record is from RefSeq and is a predicted model, not a curated record. Gene Ontology annotation, biological process: endoplasmic reticulum to Golgi vesicle-mediated transport; intracellular protein transport; membrane fusion.